Mercurialis annua (annual mercury) is the source of this 4971-nucleotide messenger RNA. RefSeq lists its product as uncharacterized. Gene Ontology annotation, biological process: DNA integration. Lineage: Eukaryota; Viridiplantae; Streptophyta; Magnoliopsida; Malpighiales; Euphorbiaceae. Bases 1 to 4971 code for a protein of 1656 amino acids. The record is from RefSeq and is a predicted model, not a curated record. The transcript is spliced from 3 exons. Gene Ontology annotation, molecular function: nucleic acid binding; RNA-DNA hybrid ribonuclease activity.
AUGGACAAGGGAAAAGAACCGAUGCGAAAGGAAGGUGCCCCGGAAAAUUCCGCAAAGAAACAAAACGCCCCCAUAGUAAUUCCAGACGAGGAACGUUGGAUGGAUGAACAACACACCCUCAAAGACGGAGAAGAGCAUCUGGAGGAAAAAGUCCGCCAAGUCAUGAGCAGGCUUGGAAUAAGAUGUGAAGACGUAGACAUCUCUCUUCGAAGUGACUCACCACUUGCAGAUUUCAUCAUCUCUCACGAGUUCCCUACAAAGUUCAGAUACCCUCCAAAUUUAGAAUCAUACGAUGGAACAGGCUGUCCCAAAAGCCAUAUUCACAAAUUCCAAGCGGUGAUCAAUGUUCAGACAAACUUAGAUCACGUACUGUGCAAGCUUUUUCCUACUACCUUAAAAGGUCUGGCGCAGGAAUGGUACCAAAGUUUAAAGCCAGGAUCAGUGCUGACGUUCAAACAAUUCUCAGGACUUUUCCAGGCUAGAUUCGUAGCAUGCAUCCCUCAAAAGAAGCUAUCCACAGACCUGCUAGCCAUCAUGCAAUGGGAAGGAGAGACACUCAGGAAGUAUGUAGAAAGAUUCAAUAAGGAGGCGAUGCAGAUAGAAGACCUGAGCCAGGAGAUCGCCUACACAGCAUUACUCAAUGGAACUACCAACUCCGACCUACGAAAGGAAUUGUUGGCUAAAUCACCAAAAUCUUUUACCACACUGAUGACCAUCGCACAUACACAAAUCAGAGUGGACGAUGGCCAGAGAGAGAUAGAGAAUCGCCUUGGACGGGUAGAAGAACGAACAUUUGCAGAAAGAAGAAAUGGGGACAGAUCGCCCACAGGAAAGAGGUUCGGCGAGAAAGGCAACGACCAUUUCAGAAACAAAAGGAAAAAAGACGAAGAUAGGCGAUAUACGCCCCUAAACACAACCAGAACCAACGUACUGUUUUGGGUAAAAGACAGCCGAGAGAAGGUCAGAUGGCCAAGGAAGAUGAACGCUGCAUCAGCCAGCAAAAGAGACAACAGCAAAUAUUGUGAAUUUCACAGAGACAACGGCCACACCACAGAUGAAUGCUGGCACCUGAAGGAAGAGAUAGAAAAGCUGAUAGAAAGGGGAUCCCUUUCCCAGUUCGUAAAAAGGGAUACCGAAGCCAGAGAGGCGGAAUCAGAAAGAAAGAAAGAGCGGAAAGAAGAAACCGCCAGAAGACCCAGACCAGAGCCAACAGGCGUGGUUAACGUAAUAAUGGGCGGAUCGACCGGAGGAGACAACAAUACUACAAGAAAGAAAGCUGCGAGAACAGUCUACUCAGUUAGCCCAGGUGCACCAAAUGCUAAGAAAUUCAGAAGCGUGUGUUUUUCAGAGGGAGAUAGUCAUGGCUUAUCAGUCCCCCAUGAGGACGCCCUAGUUGUCAAGGGGCGACUCAACAAUUUCGAGGUAUCUCGGAUGCUAGUAGACACGGGAAGUUCGGUAAACAUGAUCACAAUGGAGGUGUUCGGCAGAAUUGGACUCAAGAAAGAAAAUUUGACACAUGUCUCUACUCCACUGGUGGGACUAGGAGGUAAAUCUGUACAGGUGGAAGGAUCACUGGAGAUAAACAUCCAACUGGGGGAUGGAGAGAUCUACAAAGAGAUCCGAGCAGAAUUCAUGGUGGUCAAUAUGGACUUUGCAUACAACGCAAUUCUCGGAAGGCCACUUUUGCACGAUACGUGCGCAUCCAUUUGCAUGAGGUACCUACUGAUGAAAAUCCCAACCAGAGAAGGCGAUGCCGAAGUCAGAGGAUGCCAAAAGUCAGCCAGAGAAGCAUAUUUUACAGCUCUCAGGAAAGUACAUAUAACCUUGCCAGUACUAACAAUGGAACCUCCAGAGAAGAAGGAAAGGGCGGAGCAUUAUGGGCGAACCACGAAAAUCGAAUUAUCCCCAGGAAAGGAGAUAGAAGUGGGAGAUGAGCUAGAAGAAGAUAUCAAACGAUCUCUAACAGAAAACCUCAGAACGCUUGGAGACUCCUUUGCCUGGACAACAGACGAACUGAUCGGAGUAGACCCGGACGUCAUAUGUCAUCGGUUAAACAUAGCGACCGACGCGAAGGCAGUGAUACAGAAGAAGAGAAGGCACUCGCCCGAAAAACAACUCGCCAUCGCAGAAGAGGUCGCCCGGUUAAAAGCAGCAAACGUGAUCAAAGACGCCUAUUACCCCAAGUGGGUAGCAAAUGUGGUGAUGGUAAAAAAGUCCAAUGGCACUUACCGAAUGUGUGUGGACUUCACAGAUCUGAAUAAAGCAUGUCCCAAAGAUAGUUUCCCGCUUCCACACAUUGAUCAGUUAGUAGACUCCACAGCAGGUCACGCCCUCUAUACAUUCCUAGAUGCCAAGGCGGGAUAUCAUCAGAUACCCAUGGCACCUGAAGACCAGGAGAAGACGGCCUUCAUAACGGACCAGGGAUUAUUUUGUUACAAGAUGAUGCCCUUCGGUCUGAAGAACGCAGGAGCCACAUAUCAGCGGCUGGUGAACUCAAUAUUCAGAGAUCAGAUCGGAAAACACAUGGAAGUUUAUGUGGAUGACAUGAUCGUCAAAAGCAUCCGAGCUGAAGACCACCCAGCAGAUGUGAAGAUAGUCCUAGAGACGCUAAAGAGAUACCAGCUAAAACUCAAUCCGGAAAAGUGCGUAUUCGGAGUACCAGCAGGCAAGUUCUUGGGAUACAUGGUCUCUCAGCGGGGUAUUGAGGCUAACCCAGAUAAAAUCGAAGCGGUCUUAAAAAUGACGCCGCCACGGAGCAUACAUGAAGUCCAAAAGGUCAACGGCCGGAUCACGGCUCUAGGUCGGUUCAUGUCCUGCUCGGCAAAACGAUGUCUACCUUUCUUCAAAACGCUGAAGAAGAUCAAGAAUUUCACAUGGACGGCAGAAUGCCAGACAGCUUUCGAAGAACUGAAAAACUUCCUCUCGUCACCACCACUUUUGGCGAAGCCAAAUCCAGGCGACGUGCUAUAUUUAUACAUCUCUUGCUCUGACGAAACAAUAGCAGGGGUACUGGUAUCGGAGAAAGAAGGAGAGCAGUAUCCGGUCUACUACGUAAGCAAGGUACUAAGGGACGCGGAGCUAAGAUACCCAAGGUUGGAGAAACUAGCGCUGUGUGUAUAUACCGCCACCAUCAAACUCAGGCAUUAUUUCGAGGGACAUCAGAAAGCAGAAACAAGCGGACGUAUAGCAGAAUGGGCUGUUAAGAUCGGAAGCUUGGGCGUGGUCUAUGAAGCUCGGAAAGCAUUGAAGGCUCAAGCACUGGCCGACUUCGUCGCGGAACUAACAUUCACAGAACCAAUGGAAAACAAAGCAGUCCCCUGGGAGAUACACGUCGACGGAGCAGUUUGCGGGGAAGGGGCAGGCAUCGGUGUCGUGCUCAAAGGACCGGGGAAAAUCCAAAUGGAAUACUCAGCAAGGCUUGAAUUCUCAGUUUCCAACAAUGUUGCAGAAUAUGAGGCGCUGAUAACAGGACUGCAAUUGUGUGAAGAGCUCAAUAUCUCCGAAGCACAGAUCUACAGCGACUCACAACUGGUUGUGAACCAAGUCUCAGGAAAUUUUGAAGUCAAAGAAGCCACACUGAAGAAAUACGCCAAGCAAGCCAAAGCCUUCUUUGCAAAUAAUGGGCGAUCUUGGUCGUUACAGCAAAUACCCAGGGCAAUGAAUGGAAGAUCGGAUGAAUUGGCAAAAUGGGCGGCAACAAACAAUCACGAUUCAAUGAGAAAUAUCCCUCAUGAAAUUAAACGACAGCCUAGCUUCCAAGGAGAAAUCGAAGAAGGCGAAAUGCUGAUAGUGGAAGAAGAAGAAGAAGAAAACUGGAUGACUCCCCUCACAGUAUACUUAGCUGAUGGAACACUUCCGGAGGAUAGAAAGGAAGCUAAAAGGAUAGUGGUACUAUCAUCAAAGUUCAGAAUAUACAGUGGCCAGCUGUACAAGCGGUCAUUCACCCAUCCCUGGCUAAAGUGUGUAAACAAAAGAGAAGGAGAGUACAUCAUGAAAGAACUACACGAAGGAACCUGCGGAGCACAUGAUGGAGCAUCAACUCUGGUCAGGAAAGCCCUGCUACAAGGCUAUUAUUGGCCUUCGAUGAAAGAACAAGCAACAACGCUGGUAAGGGGAUGCUGGCCUUGCCAGCAACAUGCUUUGAUACCAAGAAAGCAAGCCUCAGAAAUGAAACCCAUCGGCAGUGCAUGGCCGUUCGCCCAGUGGGGUAUGGAUAUCCUGGGACCUCUCCCUUUGGCCACAGGACAACGGAAGUUCCUGGUAGUGGCAAUCGACCACUUCACCAAGUUUGGAAUACCGAAGGUGCUGAUCACAGACAACGGGAAGCAGUUCGACUCAGCAAAGUUUAGGAAGUUUUGUGCCGAGUAUCAGAUCGACCUAAGGUUCACUUCGGUUUACCAUCCACAAUCAAAUGGGCAAACCGAAGUGGCUAACAGAAUCCUACUGGCCGGACUAAAAAGAAGACUAGACGAGUGCAAAGGAAGAUGGGUAGAAGAACUCUACAGCGUCCUAUGGAACUACCGUACCACCCCUAGAGAAUCAACAGGCGAAACUCCAUUCGCCCUAGCCUAUGGAACGGAGGCUGUAAUUCCUGUAGAGAUCGGCGCACCCACGCCAAGGACAGAAGACAACCAACUGAACUUAGAAGAAAAUGAAGCAGAGCUCAGGAACAAUCUGGACCUCUUGGACGAAAAGAUCAACAGAUCAGACAUUAGGAUGGAAGCCUACAGACAGAAAAUGGCAAGACAUUUCAACAGCCAUGUGAAAAAAAGAAAGUUCGAAUUAGGCGACCUCGUCAUGAGAAAGACCGAAGUUAAAAAAGGAGCAGCAGGGACCGGAAAGCUGCAACCAAAUUGGGAAGGACCUUACACCAUCAGCAAGGUCAUUAAAGAAGGAACAUUCAAACUCACCAACUCCAUGGGAAUAACCAUACCCAGAGCAUGGAACGCCAACAACUUAAGGAAAAUUUAG